AUGCCCAUGCCUGAAUAUGUCUUCCCUCUUGUCCUGAUGAAGAAGCCUCAGGUCUCAUCACCUACAAGACAGGAAAGAGGAGCAAAGGAGCACACUGUCUUUUCACAAGCUGUAGCAGGUCAUGGGGAGAAAAAGCUGAAGCCUGGUCUGAAUGCAGGCAGGGUGACAACAGACAUGGGGCUGAAAUAUUUUGGAGAUUUUCAUAAAAAUGAAAACCAAAAAGGAAAAGCAGAAAAAUUGGAAAAAGCAAAUUUUGCUGUUUUUCAACAGCAGCUCAGGUAUACACAGAACAAGAUUCAGCAGUUAAAACAAGCAAUGGAAUCACGGAAUGUAACAGGCAUCGCAGAAUUCCUCCUUCUGGGCCUUUCUGAGGAUCCAGAGAUGCAACACCAACUCUUUGAGCUGUUCCUCUCCAUAUACCUGAUCACAAUGUGUGGAAACCUGCUCAUCAUCCUAGCAGUCAGCUCUGAUCCCCACCUCCACAACCCCAUGUACUUCUUCCUCUGCAACCUGUCCUUGGCUGACAUUGGCUUUGUCUCCACUACAGUUCCAAAGAUGCUGAUGAACAUCCAAACACAGAGCCAAUCCAUCACUUAUUUGGGAUGCCUAACACAAGUGUCCUUUUUUUAUCUCUUUGGAUGUUUAGACAAUCUGUUCCUUACUGUGAUGGCUUAUGACCGGCUUGUGGCCAUUUGUCAUCCCCUUCACUACACAAUGAUCAUGAACCCCCGGCUCUGUGGCUUGCUAGUUUUGGUAUCUUUUCUUAUCAGCAUUCUGGACUCCCAGCUGCAUAUUUCAAUGGUGUCACAACUUACCUUCUGCUCAGAUGUGAAAGUCCCUAGUUUCUUCUGUGACCCUCCACAACUCCUCAACCUUGCCUGUUCUGACACUUCCACCUAUGCCAUACUAGUGUAUUUUAUUGGUGCUAUUUUGGGUGGCAUUCCAGUCUCUGGGAUUCUUUUCUCUUACAUUCGAAUUAUUUCCUCCAUUCUGAGAGUCUCAUCUUCAGAUGGAAGAUAUAAAGCCUUUUCCACCUGUGGCUCUCACCUAUCAGUUGUUUGCUUUUUUUAUGGAACAGCACUUGGGUCAUAUUUCAGUUCAGCUGUCAAAUCUUCUGCCAGGAAGGGUGCAGUGGCCUCGGUAAUGUACACCAUUGUCACCCCCAUGCUGAACCCCUUCAUCUACAGCCUGAGGAACAGGGACAUAAAAAGAGCUCUAUGGAGACUCCUCAGCAGAACAAAUUAA
This is a messenger RNA of Chrysochloris asiatica (Cape golden mole), 1245 nucleotides long. Its product is annotated as olfactory receptor 18-like. Gene Ontology annotation, molecular function: G protein-coupled receptor activity; olfactory receptor activity. Gene Ontology annotation, biological process: G protein-coupled receptor signaling pathway. The record is from RefSeq and is a predicted model, not a curated record. Bases 1 to 1245 code for a protein of 414 amino acids. The transcript has 5 exons. Gene Ontology annotation, cellular component: membrane. NCBI's taxonomy places the organism in Eukaryota, Metazoa, Chordata, Mammalia, Afrosoricida, Chrysochloridae.